UGGGGAAUGUUUGUAUAUUUUAUGAUUUGAUUUUGCUGACAAAAAUAAGUUCUUUCCAGUUAAGAAAAAACGUAGUAUGACUAUGUGAGGUCGAAGAGAAAUUUGACAUCAACUUAACCCAUGACUCGAAAAAUCUCCCACUUCCCCCACGUGCACUAUAUUUCCACUGUGUUCCGCCAUCUUGGAGGUGAUUGUAUAUUUCAUUGUGAGAAGAAAGCCAACUUUGCAUGCUAGAUCUAUUAAUUUGGCUCUCGAAAAGGGUGACAGUCAAUAAUCAGCUUAUUCUUUAAAGCCAGCUGACUUCCUGUAAAUUUUAGGUAGUGAUCAUUUCUUGUUUGAUGUUAUUUCACUGUUGCGUGUAGAUGUCAAGUGAAGCCGACUCCACGACAAACUCCCCACCAACGAAGAAACGCAAAACAGACCCCACCACGGGUGCAAAUUGCUCUUCAGCUAACGCAGUCUCGAAACCAGUCGGUAAGGAGAUGGCACAGAACGGAGCCUCUGGUGAAAAUGACAUUGACGAGAGCCUGUACUCCAGACAGCUCUACGUCCUUGGUCAUGAGGCCAUGCGUAAGAUGAACCUGUCCAAUGUACUGAUCUCUGGUAUGAGAGGACUGGGAGUAGAGAUUGCUAAAAAUGUGGUGCUAGGCGGGGUCAAGUCCGUCACUAUUCAUGAUAAGGAGAACGUCUCCUAUGCAGAUCUGGCAGCGCAGUUCUUUUUGCGUGAAGAAGACAUUGGGAAGAACAGAGCAGAGGCCACCCUGCCUCGUCUAGCAGAGCUGAACAACUAUGUGCCUGUAGCUGCGUACACUGGAGAACUCAACCAUGAUUAUCUGAAGCAGUUUCAGGUUGUAGUCCUUACCAACACCCCUCUGAAGGAGCAGUUGGAGAUAGAUGCUUUCUGCCACAAGGAAAACAUAAGAGUCAUAGUGGCAGACACCAGGGGACUGUUUGGUCAAAUAUUCUGUGACUUUGGUGAGCAGUUUGUGGUGUCAGACACCAAUGGUGAACAGCCAGUCAGCAACAUGAUAUCUGCCAUCACCAAGGACAAAAAUGCAGUGGUGACAUGUCUGGAUGAAAGUCGCCACGGCUAUGAAGAUGGGGACUAUGUCACGUUUUCUGAAGUCCAAGGAAUGACAGAGCUGAAUGAUUCGGAACCCAGGAAAAUCACAGUUCUAGGUCCGUACACCUUCAGUAUUGGUGACACUACUGGAAUGUCCGACUAUACCAGAGGUGGUAUUGUCACUCAGGCCAAGAUGCCAAAAACUGUGCACUUUAAACCAAUGAGAGUGUCGAAAGACAGCCCAGAAUUUGUUAUGACUGACUUUGCCAAGUUUGAUAGACCAGCCCAGUUGCAUCUGGCCUUCCUUGCUUUGCAUGACUUUGUUGCCAAAGAAAAGCGUUUACCAAGACCAAGAAACAAGGCUGAUGCUGAGGAGUUCCUGACUAUGUGCAGGGAGGAGAAAAUCAAGGAGAUGUCCCUGGUUGACCAACUGGACAGUGAUUUGAUGAGGACAUUUGCCUACCAGGCUGCAGGUGAUCUGUGUCCUAUGGACGCUGUGAUUGGUGGUAUUACUGCACAGGAAGUGAUGAAGGCAUGCAGUGGCAAGUUCACUCCCAUUCAGCAGUGGCUGUAUUUUGAUGGUUUGGAGUGUUUACCAGAAAAUGCUGAUGAGGUUCUGACAGAGGAGAUGUGUAAACCAAGAAACAGCAGAUAUGAUGCUCAAAUUGCAGUGUUUGGAGAUGAAUUUCAGAAAACACUAGGCUCACAAAAAUAUUUCCUGGUUGGGGCAGGAGCCAUAGGCUGUGAGAUGCUGAAGAACUGGGCCCUGAUGGGCGUGGCGGCUAACGAAGAUGGCCAUGUUUGGGUCACUGAUAUGGACACCAUUGAGAAGUCCAAUCUCAACAGACAGUUCCUCUUCAGGCCUUGGGAUGUACAGAAAACUAAGUCCUCCACAGCAGCUCAGGCAGUCAAGCAGAUGAACCCUGCCAUCCAUAUAACUGCUCAUGAGAACAGGGUAGGGCCAGACACAGAGAAUAUAUACGAUGACAAGUUCUUUGAAAGCUUAGAUGGAGUGGCGAAUGCUUUAGAUAAUGUGGAUGCAAGAAUGUACAUGGACAGGAGGUGUGUGUUCUAUAGGAAGCCACUACUGGAGUCUGGUACUCUGGGAACCAAAGGAAAUGUACAGGUGGUUAUUCCUCACUUAACAGAAUCAUACUCCUCGUCUCAAGAUCCACCAGAAAAGUCCAUUCCUAUAUGUACUCUGAAGAAUUUCCCCAAUGCCAUAGAACACACACUGCAGUGGGCUAGAGACCGGUUUGAGGGUCUGUUUACCCAGGAGGCCGAGAGUGCUGCCCAGUACCUGACUGACCCCAAGUUUGUAGAGAGAGUGUCCAAGCUGCAGGGAUCACAGCCAAUGGCAACAAUGGAAGAUGUCAGGAAAGCCUUAGUUGACGAGAGACCGACAUCGUUUGAGGACUGUGUGAAGUGGGCCAGAAAUCUGUUUGAGUUUCACUUCAAUAACACCAUCAGGCAGCUCCUGUUUAAUUUCCCUGCUGACCAGGUCACCUCCUCAGGUCAGCCCUUCUGGUCUGGACCCAAGAGGUGUCCACAUGCUCUGGAGUUUGAUGCCAAUGUGGAAACCCAUUUGGACUUUGUGUUUGCUGCAGCAAACCUAAGAGCAGAGAUGUACGGUUUUCCUCAGAAUAGAAGUAGGCCAGAAGUGGCCAAGAUGGCUAGCAAAGUGGUAGUCCCCAAAUUUGAGCCCAAGUCUGGAGUCACCAUAGAAACAACUGACGCUGAAUUACAAGCAAAUCAAAAUCAGGGCGUUGAUGCAGAUCAGUUUGAGGAGUUCAUGAAGAAGAUUCCUGCAGUGUCUGACCUGAAAGGUGUGACUAUUAAGCCUUUAGAUUUUGAAAAAGAUGAUGAUACAAAUUUCCACAUGGAUUUUAUUGUGGCUGCGUCCAACUUGCGAGCAGAAAACUACGACAUCCCACCUGCUGAUAGGCAUAAGAGUAAAUUAAUUGCAGGAAAGAUUAUCCCAGCUAUAGCCACCACGACAUCUCUUAUUGUUGGACUAGUCUGUCUGGAAAUGUUGAAGUUAGUCCAAGGCCACAAGAAUCUUGAAAGCUUCAAGAAUGGUUUUAUUAACUUAGCAUUGCCAUUCUUUGGCUUUUCUGAACCCAUCCCAGCUCCCAAAAACAAGUACUAUGAUACAGAGUUCUCACUUUGGGACCGAUUUGAAGUUGAUGGAGACAUGACCAUGCAACAAUUCUUAGAUCAUUUCCAGUCUCAGAAGUUGUAAAGAAAGUUUCCAAGAAGAAGAUCCCAGCAUAUAUGAAUUCUCUGGUUCUGGAAAUCUGCUGCAAUGACACAGAGGGAGAAGAUGUAGAGGUCCCCUAUGUUAAGUACAACCUCCCAAAGAACUAGGUCACUGGGUCAAGUUCAAGGACAAAAGACUGAGGAUUGUAAGAUUCAGGAUAUAGUAAAAGCACUUGAUAGACAAACUUAUUUUGAGUAAAGAAAAGUUAUUACAGAAAGGACAAUACAGGACAUGUACAAAUUGAAAGAAUAUUUAUUGUUAUCUUAAGAAGGUAUCAACCAACUGUGGCCCACAGCACGAAAAGAUUCAUUUUUGUUUGUUAUAAGAUAUUUUAGACCCUGUUCAGUUAUUAUUUGACAAUUGACCAAUUCAUGAUUUGUUUAUGCAUAGUACUGUGUUUUGAAAUGGACAUCAUUAAAAUGGGUAUUUCCAAGUUUGACCACAAAAGUUUUGCAGAAAUAUAUUACAAUGCAUCAAUGACAACAUAUCUAUCAUCACUCCCAUAAAAGGAACCUGAUCAAAGUAUUCCUCUUUUUGUUUUCAGUAUGAGAUUGAAAGAUUGAUAAAUAUUGGCUUGCCAGUAAAUGGGAUCAAACUGUUUGUAUCAUUAUAAAGUUGUUGUCUAGGGUAAGGAAAAAAAUGACUAUCAUUUAAGCAAGAAUCUUAUAACUUAUUUGUGGUGAAACUUGAACACUCCUAGCAGUCCCUUCAGUCAAGUCAAUUACUCCCGUUUGCCAAGCAAACUAUGUUAUAUACUGUACUAGGUUUGUAUGUGUAGAAUACAAAGUGCACUAUAUGUAUGAGAACACCAUUGGUGCAUAAACAUUUCCAAAUCAAAAGGAUUUGUAUAACUGGGGCGUCUCGAUAGUGCGAAGGUUAAUUGGUCCGAAAAACGGUAAUAUUUUCUCCAGUUUUUCAGUCAAGGGUUCA
This is a messenger RNA of Lingula anatina, 4253 nucleotides long. RefSeq names its product ubiquitin-like modifier-activating enzyme 1. Gene Ontology annotation, cellular component: cytoplasm; nucleus. Gene Ontology annotation, biological process: ubiquitin-dependent protein catabolic process; DNA damage response; protein ubiquitination. NCBI's taxonomy places the organism in Eukaryota, Metazoa, Brachiopoda, Lingulata, Lingulida, Lingulidae. Gene Ontology annotation, molecular function: ubiquitin activating enzyme activity. The record is from RefSeq and is a predicted model, not a curated record.